UUUAGAAUUGCGUUGUGUUAAUAUACAUUCGGAGUCAGAUUAGUUUUCUUCAAACAAACUCUAGGUAUCAUCACACCACUCAUCAGAUCUGCUAUCCAUCACUAUUCACUUCAAUUUUGUUCAGAAUGGCACCGGACCCUAAUGCUAGCGGAAGUGGAAGCGGCGGCGCCGCUGCCAGAGACGAGGUGGCGACGAAGGUUCCGUCGAAGGACCCUAAAAAGAAAGACGACAAGAAAGAUGAGGAUCUCUCAGAUGAAGAUUUAGCAUUAAAGCAGCAAUUAGAGUUGUAUGUGGAAAGGGUUCAGGAUCCUGAUUCUGCAUUACAGAAGGUUGCUCUAGAGAGUAUGAGGCAGGAAAUUAGGACAUCAACCAGCUCAAUGACCUCAGUUCCAAAGCCAUUGAAAUUUCUUCGACCACAUUAUGCAACUUUGAAGGCAUUCUAUGAAUCUAUGGCGGAUUCAGACCUUAAGAAAUUGUUGGCUGAUAUAUUGUCAGUUUUGGCAUUGACCAUGUCAGCUGAGGGAGAACGGGAGAGCUUAAAGUAUCGAUUGUUGGGUUCUGAAAGUGACAUUGGUUCAUGGGGCCAUGAAUAUGUUAGGAACUUGGCUGGAGAGUGUGCCCAGGAAUAUGCGAAGCGACAGAGUGAUGAGAACCCAAUUGACGAUUUAAUGGAACUCGUUACACAAAUUGUUGCUUUUCACAUGAGGCACAAUGCUGAACCUGAAGCUGUUGACCUAUUAAUGGAGGUUGAAGACCUUGACCUCUUGAUUGACCAUGUUGACAACACAAAUUUCAAGAGGACCUGUCUAUAUCUCACCAGCGCAGCAAGAUACCUUCCCGGACCUGAUGAUAUGCUAGUUCUUGAUAUUGCUUACAUGAUUUAUCUCAAAUACGAAGAAUAUGCAAAUGCUCUUCAGAUUGCACUAUUCCUUGAUAACUUGCAGUAUGUGAGUCAGAUUUUUUCAGCUUGUGAUUCUGUGCUCCGAAAGAAGCAAUUCGCUUACAUUGUUGCUCGUCAUGGAAUUGCAUUCGAGCUCGAUGAUGAAAUGGCUUCAGAGGAUGAGGACAGAGAGGCAUUGCAGGAUAUUAUCAACAACAUUAAACUAAGUGAAGGCUAUUUAACCCUUGCUCGGGAUAUUGAGGUCAUGGAGCCCAAGUCUCCAGAAGAUAUCUAUAAGGCACAUUUGCUUGAUGGCCGAGCAAGUGCCGGUGCUAGUGUUGAUUCUGCUCGACAAAAUUUGGCUGCUACAUUUGUCAACGCAUUUGUAAAUGCAGGUUUUGGUCAGGAUAAGUUAAUGACAGUUCCAUCAGACUCUUCAAGUAGUAGUACUUCAGGAAACUGGCUUUUCAAGAAUAAAGAACAUGGAAAGGCUAGUGCUGCUGCAAGUCUGGGUAUGAUCUUACUUUGGGAUGUGGACUCUGGACUUGCUCAACUUGAUAAAUAUUUUCAUAGCAAUGACAAUCAUGUUAUUGCUGGUGCACUGCUUGGAGUUGGGAUUGUCAAUUGUGGCAUCAAGAAUGAUUGUGAUCCUGCAUUGGCACUUCUGGGAGAUUAUGUAGAUAAAGAAGAUGCUCUCAUAAGAAUUGGGGCAAUUAUGGGUCUCGGUAUUUCAUAUGCUGGUUCUCAAAAUGAUCAGAUACGUUUUAAGUUGUCUCCAAUUCUCAAUGAUGCAAAAGCCCCCCUUGAUGUAAUUGCAUUUACUGCAAUUUCAUUGGGCUUGAUAUACGUGGGCUCCUGCAAUGAAGAAGUUGCACAGGCGAUUAUAUUUGCAUUGAUGGAUCGCAGUGAGUCAGAAUUACAGGACCCGCUUACACGGCUCUUGCCUCUUGGUCUCGGUCUUUUAUACCUUGGGAAGCAGGACAGUGUGGAGGCAACAGCAGAAGUUUCUAAGACAUUUAAUGAAAAAAUCAGAAAGUAUUGUGACAUGACCUUGCUUUCUUGUGCAUACGCGGGAACCGGGAAUGUUCUCAAGGUUCAGCACCUUCUCGGUCAAUGUACUCACCAUCUUGAGAAGGGCGAAUCUCACCAGGGACCAGCUGUUCUUGGGAUUGCUAUGGUAGCAAUGGCAGAGGAAUUAGGGCUAGAGAUGGCAAUUCGAUCAUUGGAGCAUCUUUUGCAGUAUGGGGAACAGAAUAUUCGCCGGGCAGUUCCUUUGGCUCUUGGUCUCCUCUGCAUAUCGAAUCCAAAAGUUAAUGUUAUGGAUACAUUAAGCAGACUUAGCCAUGACACAGAUUCUGAAGUUGCAAUGGCUGCAGUUAUUUCCUUAGGUUUGAUCGGUGCAGGAACCAAUAAUGCUCGCAUCGCUGGCAUGCUACGCAAUCUCUCAAGCUAUUACUACAAAGAUGCCAGCCUUCUGUUCUGUGUGCGGAUCGCUCAGGGGCUUGUACAUUUGGGGAAGGGCUUAUUGACUCUGAAUCCAUAUCAUUCUGAUCGUUUCUUGCUAUCACCGACUGCACUUGCUGGUCUAACAAUUAUGCUUCACGCGUGCCUUGAUAUGAAAUCUGUGAUAUUGGGGAGAUAUCAUUAUGUUCUAUAUUACCUUGUUUUGGCGAUGCAGCCAAGAAUGUUGAUGACUGUGGAUGAGAAUCUCAAACCUUUAUCUAUACCUGUUCGUGUGGGACAAGCUGUUGAUGUUGUUGGUCAGGCAGGUCGACCAAAGACAAUUACAGGUUUCCAGACCCAUUCAACACCAGUGCUUCUUGCGGCUGGUGAUAGAGCUGAGCUAGCGACUGAGAAGUAUAUUCCUCUUUCACCCAUUCUUGAAGGCUUUGUCAUAUUGAGGGAGAACCCAGACUACAAGGAAGAUAACUAAUUAUUAGUCGGAGCAUCACUCGAAUCUUUCCUGGUAUCUUACAUGACCUUGCGUAACACCUUGAAGUUCAGAAUAUUCAAUUUUGUUUAUAGGAGUUCCGACAAGGUUAAACUUGGACGCAGACCAAGUCUAUUUUCCCUCCAGCUGUUAGAGACAUGGCAGAUUAGAGUGCUAGAGGAAGAGGGGAAAAAUACAUCUGAACUGAUGAGUGACACUUUGUUUCUGAUUUUAUCUUAUGAAUUUACAUCGGACAUGGUGGCUCUUGACCACUUAAAUUUAAAAGGAAAAUAUUUUGUGCAA
Mercurialis annua (annual mercury) is the source of this 3113-nucleotide messenger RNA. Its product is annotated as 26S proteasome non-ATPase regulatory subunit 2 homolog A. Gene Ontology annotation, molecular function: enzyme regulator activity. Lineage: Eukaryota; Viridiplantae; Streptophyta; Magnoliopsida; Malpighiales; Euphorbiaceae. The coding region runs from base 126 to 2813 and encodes 895 amino acids. The transcript is spliced from 25 exons. The record is from RefSeq and is a predicted model, not a curated record. Gene Ontology annotation, biological process: regulation of protein catabolic process; proteasome-mediated ubiquitin-dependent protein catabolic process. Gene Ontology annotation, cellular component: nucleus; proteasome complex; proteasome regulatory particle, base subcomplex.